This is a messenger RNA of Marasmius oreades (fairy-ring Marasmius), 387 nucleotides long. RefSeq lists its product as uncharacterized. The record is from RefSeq and is a predicted model, not a curated record. Gene Ontology annotation, biological process: regulation of transcription by RNA polymerase II; box C/D snoRNP assembly; chromatin remodeling. The coding region runs from base 1 to 387 and encodes 128 amino acids. Gene Ontology annotation, cellular component: NuA4 histone acetyltransferase complex; Ino80 complex; R2TP complex. The transcript has 3 exons. NCBI's taxonomy places the organism in Eukaryota, Fungi, Basidiomycota, Agaricomycetes, Agaricales, Marasmiaceae. Gene Ontology annotation, molecular function: DNA helicase activity; ATP binding.
AUGGCACCAACAGUGAUUCUCGCCACCAACCGAGGCAACGCGAUCGUGAGAGGGACGGCCGACAUUAUCUCACCCCACGGUGUACCGGUCGAUCUUUUGGACAGGUGCAUGAUCGUCAAAACGGAAAACUACACUCGAGACCAAGUCGCUCGUGUUGUACAGCUUCGUGCAAAUGUCGAAGGGCUCAGGUUAAGCGACGGGGUGUUGGAUCGCCUUGCCGCAGAAGGAGAGAGGAGCUCACUGAGAUACGCUCUUCAGCUAUUGACACCUGCCUCAAUACUUGCCACAAUCGCUGGACGAUCUGAAGUCACCGAAGAAGAUAUCGGCGAGAUGAACGAACUCUUUUUAGAUGCGAAAACAUCCGCAGGUUUGAUUGGAAAUCCAUAG